GACACACACAACCACACACACAUACCGACAGAGACACACACUCUCUUACACACAAACUCACACACACACAAUCAGAAGCGAGCAUACCUGUGCAGACUGGGGGGAGUAGUGCUGGAGGGGCUUUUCACCGUUCUCUCUGAGGGCGCUGUGCUGUCAUUUUGGGAGAGAAGCGGGUCUCAAUUGUUUCCUAUUUCCUCUUCCUCUUCUCAUUCCUGGAAUGCUAAAACUGGACUGAUGGACAUUUCAGAACUGUGUCUGCCAGACCCUCUCAGCUAUCAUAACCAGGCUUCGUUGUCCAAUUCAUUAGGGCGAUUACUCAGUCCACUGGCCACACUGGAGCCUUCUCAUUUCUGGCUGCUGAAUAGAAUGGCUGCCGAUGACCGGCACCUUCCCUCCAGCUGUGGGUCCUACAUCAAGACGGAGCCGUCCAGCCCCUCCUCAGUCAUCGACACGGUCAGCCACCACAGCCCCAGCGGCAACUCGGAUGCCAGCGGCGGCUAUGUCAGCGCCAUGAACAGCCACUCCAACGGCCUGGACUCUCCGCCCAUGUUCACGCCCGGCGGGCUAGGCCCCGGCGCCUGCCGCAAGCGCUACGACGACUGCUCUAGCAACAUCAUGGAGGACUCACCCAUUAAGUGCGAAUACAUGUUGAACUCCAUCCCCAAGAGGCUGUGCCUGGUCUGUGGAGAUAUAGCCUCUGGGUAUCACUACGGCGUGGCCUCAUGUGAGGCCUGCAAAGCCUUCUUUAAAAGGACAAUACAAGGCAACAUAGAAUACAGCUGUCCCGCCACAAACGAGUGUGAGAUCACAAAACGGAGACGCAAGUCAUGUCAAGCCUGCCGCUUUAUGAAGUGUCUCAAAGUGGGGAUGCUCAAGGAAGGUGUGCGUCUGGACCGCGUGCGAGGGGGAAGACAGAAGUACAAGAGGAGGAUGGAUGCAGAGAGCACAGCAUACCUGGGCCUCACCCUCCCCCCUCCUGCCAAAAAACCCCUCACAAAGAUAGUGUCCCACCUUCUGGUGGCCGAGCCAGAGAAGAUCUAUGCCAUGCCUGACCCCACCAUGCCUGAGAGUGACAUCAAGGCCCUGACCACGCUGUGUGACCUGGCUGACCGGGAGCUGGUGGUCAUCAUUGGCUGGGCCAAGCAUAUCCCAGGCUUCUCCACACUGUCCCUGGCAGACCAGAUGAGCCUACUGCAGAGCGCCUGGAUGGAGAUCCUGAUCCUGAGCAUCGUGUUCCGCUCGCUGCCCUACGAGGACGAGCUGGUGUAUGCAGAGGACUACAUCAUGGACGAGGAGCACUCGCGGCUCACGGGCCUGCUCGACCUCUACGUGUCUAUCCUGCAGCUCGUUCGCAAGUACAAGAAGCUGAAGGUGGAGAAGGAGGAGUUUGUUACCCUCAAGGCCAUCGCUCUCGCCAACUCAGACUCCAUGCAUAUAGAGGACGUGGAGGCAGUGCAGAAGCUCCAGGAUGCGCUCCACGAGGCUCUUCAGGACUACGAAAGCAGCCAACACCAGGAGGACCCCCGGCGGGCAGGCAAGCUGCUCAUGACCCUGCCCCUGCUGCGCCAGACCGCCACCAAGGCCGUGCAGCACUUUUACAGCAUCAAAGUGCAGGGCAAGGUGCCCAUGCACAAACUCUUCCUGGAGAUGCUGGAGGCCAAGGUCUGAUGGAGGAGCAGGUGCCCCCUGUGAAGGCGAUGGGGACAGGGCAAUGCAGACAGAGAGACAUGGACAGGAGGGACUCAGGACAGGAGAGGGACACCCUGCUGACUGAGACAGGAGACAGACUGACCUCUCUUGUUCUCCGCCCCCUCGGGCCCCAGACAUUAAAACAAAUACAAAUAAAGAAGAACAAAUGCUAAACUUGGUUAAAAGUAUAAAUAUAAAAUGAUGCAGAUUCAUUUAAAAUAUAUAAGAAAUACUAUGUACAGUAAUCAUUUUGUUUUGUUUAUGGUCUGUGGUCAUACUGUAUGUGAAGGAUCUCCCCCUCUCUCUAUAUCUUCAGAAGGAGUAAUUGCAGGCUCUUAAUUAACAUGGUUUCUAGUCAGAACCUCAAGACAUCUCCAAAUGUGUUCUGAUGACAACACACAUGGCAACCACUAUGAACAGCCUCACUUGUCAGACAGUUAUUUCACCUCCUGGACUUGACCAGGACAUGUAUAUAUAUUUAUUAAUAAUGGAAAACUGAGUGUACAGUUAAUUCUGGUGAACCCGACGGCCAUUUUCUCUCAUUCUUUUUCUUGGGGAAAAAAAAGAAAGAAAGAAUAAAAACUGUUACCUAAAUGUGAGCUCUAUUGAUCUAAAUGCCCUUGAAUAUACCUCUUCAGAGCAGUGAGCCGUGUGAUAUGGGUCUGUCUCAGACAGGAAGAAGACAAACUGGUCACAUGACAUGUUUAACCAAACUAGCGUAGGCAGGUAGUCAGUCGUCUUAUUCUGUAGUAACUCAGCAAUAAAGGGAGCCGUGCCGUGGCCAAGCCAUGUUAAACCUCCACUACCCUCUCCUUCACAAUGCUGCUGUCUAUCUGUCUGUCUGUCACUAUAAGACCCAUAUGUGUGUGAGUGUGUGUCCCGGCAAUGUAGAUGUUUCUCCUCUGCA
This is a messenger RNA of Oncorhynchus tshawytscha (Chinook salmon), 2596 nucleotides long. RefSeq names its product steroid hormone receptor ERR2. Gene Ontology annotation, biological process: regulation of DNA-templated transcription. The transcript has 8 exons. Gene Ontology annotation, cellular component: nucleus. The record is from RefSeq and is a predicted model, not a curated record. Bases 235 to 1668 code for a protein of 477 amino acids. NCBI's taxonomy places the organism in Eukaryota, Metazoa, Chordata, Actinopteri, Salmoniformes, Salmonidae. Gene Ontology annotation, molecular function: zinc ion binding; DNA-binding transcription factor activity; steroid binding.